UUCGUUUGAGAGCCGCAUACAGAAGAAUGAAAGGGCCACAAUUUGUUGUUUUAAAACGCGCGAAAUUCAGUGGAGAAAGCAAUUACUGAAUAUGUUGUUGGUAUUCUCGAGUUUAUUUCAUCAGCUUUCUGUUAAAGGUGUGAAGGCAAAAAGUUGAUGUUUCCAAAUUUUUGGAGUGGCCAGCAGACCUUAUUUCUCACAGAAUGGAUCCAACUCUGCCCUUAUCAGCAGCCGAAUCACAUUUGCACAUUCAGGACCAAAAAAAAUAAAAACAAAAACAAAAUACUCUCAUAAGGUGACCAUUUUCAGUUACUUGAGAAUGUGAUGUCACGAUAAAUCAGCCAGAGAGCACAAAGUGGAUGAAACGAUGUUUGCCAUUAAAAUAGAUUUAUCUUUAGUCACUACAGUGUUUUGAUUCAUGGUGUUUUUAUUUGUGUCUUCGGGUGGAGAGAAAGACGUUCUACAGUACAAUCUCCCUCUUCAGUCUGCCCACCUUCACCUUUUUUUAAUUAGCCUUGCUGGCCAAGUCAAAUUAUUAUUAUUUUUUUGUCAAGUCAGUCCACUGAAAAAUGGAUGGUGGGCCGCAAAUGGCCCUCAGGCUGUAUUUUGGACACCAGUGGUCUAAGAGUAUUGUAGAUUAUAAUUAUGAUUGAAAAGAUUGCAUUGUCUCAAAAUUCUCCCAUAUGAAUACCAACAAAAAAAAAAGAAUAUCAUCCUCAAGUGCAACAUACAGUAUCUGCCAAUUUUGUGUUGUGUGUCUUGCCAGCUCGACUGGCGCACAGAUACACACCCUUUUUCCGACGAUGACUCCAAUCUUUUGAGCUUAGGGUGAAUGAUGGAAAAUGACAGCGGGGGUUAUAGUCGCACAAAGAAGGGAACAAAAUAAUGUCGAUGCGUCGGAAGUAAAAGCAGCCUUUUGCAGAUAGUCCGAAUCUGUGAGAUUUCCUCAUUUUAAGAAUGAUUUUCUCAUGUGUCAGUCAAACUCAAACCGACAAGCAAAUGAGCUCCUCAUUUUGGUGAUUUCCUCACUCGAUGUAGGGCUGUCAACGUGUCAAUUACGCUUCCACUUGGAUUGCCGUAAUUACACGCUCUGUUAGUCAUGUUUCCAUCAUUUAACAUUCCAUAUUAAACCAUCCGUCGGAAGAAUACGACAGUCGGUCCGGACUUCCGCUUGCAAGCAUUAACUCGGCUGUGUCUGGGCAGAAGCUAUCGAGCAAAGACUCCCCGAGUAGCUCAGCGGGGAAACGAUCAUGUUUAUACACGGUGUGCGUCUCUGUUGGACGUGAACCGAAUGACGUGCGGGUGCGCUCGUCAAUCUGAAUUGUAAAUCAGGCCUCUUGUGGUUCCUAUCGAAGUAAGUUGACACAGAUCGAGACAAGAGGUGCAAGUGUUAUCUGGGUAACAGAUGAAAAGAUGAAAAUAUGAACUGUGUGUCAUGCAGAAGAAGUUGUAGAUGGGUGUGUUCACAUCGCUGUAGUGAAUGGUCGGAUGAAGAUGUCAAGUGUCCAGCAGCUGGUCAGUCCGCAGAGGAAGCGCACGUAGGGGAAAAUCUCAUUCCCUUUGUUGUCAUGGCAACCGGAAACAAACAGCCCAUCCUGUUUCAAAUGGCAGUGCUUGCCGGUUAAUGGAUGAGAGUGCUGCAUAUGCGCUCAAUUUUGACCAUUUCCAGAUCCUCAGAGCCAUAGGAAAAGGAAGCUUUGGAAAGGUUUGCAUCGUGCAGAAGAAGGACACGAAGAAAAUGUACGCCAUGAAGUACAUGAACAAGUUGAAAUGCGUGGAGCGGAACGAAGUGAGGAAUGUCCUGAAAGAGCUUCAGAUCAUGCAGAACCUGGAGCAUCCUUUCCUCGUCAACAUCUGGUAUUCCUUCCAGGAUGAAGAGGACAUGUUUAUGGUGGUGGAUUUGCUCCUCGGAGGAGACCUGCGCUAUCAUCUGCAGCAGAACGUCCAUUUUUCCGAGAGCACCGUCAAGCUGUACAUCUGCGAAUUGGCUUUGGCCCUGGGGUACCUGCGCUCCAAGCACAUUAUACACAGAGACAUCAAGCCUGACAACAUACUCCUGGAUGAACACGGUCACGUCCAUCUAACUGACUUCAACAUUGCAGCCAUUGUGAAAGAUGACCUCAAGGCAACAUCCAUUGCAGGGACCAAACCAUACAUGGCCCCGGAGCUAUUUCAGAUCUUUGAAGGCUCCCAUCCCGGUUACUCCUUCUCGGUGGAUUGGUGGUCAUUGGGCAUCACGGCGUACGAGUUGCUCAGAGGGCAGAGGCCGUACGUGAUGAGGUCCAGCACCCCGACCAAUGAAAUCCUUCACACCUUCCACAAGGUCCACCUCAGCUUCCCAUCAGCGUGGUCCUCAGAGAUGAAGUCACUUCUCAGAAAGUUGCUGUGCAUAGACGUCCACAAGCGCAUUUCCUGUUUGGCAGAGCUGCAGGAUCUGGACUACAUGUCAAACGUCAGCUGGGACACCGUGCUCAGCAAACAGAUCCCUCCGGGCUUUAUUCCCAAUAAACGGCGACUAAACUGUGAUCCGACAUUUGAGCUGGAGGAGAUGAUCCUGGAGUCCAAACCUCUUCACAAAAAGAAAAAAAGGCUGGCGAGAAAGACCAGGGACCACGGCUCUGAUGGGUCACCUCAGAACGGUCAGUUGCAGCAACGGUUGGAUAACGUCCAGAGAGACUUUAUCAUCUUCAACAGAGAAAAGUCCAAGAAAGCAGCAGUGGAUUCGGACUCAACUGAACUGUCCAAAAGUGACAAAAACAAAGCAAUCGAGGACGGUCAGAACAACAAUGUGGAACCUGUCUCGUUUUUAUCAGGAUAAGGCAACAGGACUGGAGUUCUCCCCCCAUGCAGCCACCUUAUCCCUCUUAUCUCUCACCGUCGCUAGUAGAUCGGCAUCAACUUGAUAGCGUCCCCGCAAGCGCAAGCACGCUGAUGUAAGCGGGCCGCUACGUUGCCUCAACUAACAUUGCAAAGACUUGACGAGUACCGGGUGAGAAAAUUGACUCUUUACGGAGAUUGCGGCAGGAUUGGUUUUGUUUUUUUUUUCUUUUCCUGACCUUGAAGAUCUUUGAGUGUAUGUAAGGUAAGCGACAUGACUAGUCAAAUGUGUAAAUGUUCAGUUUUUGCGCUUACACACACGCCAUUUUUAAAUUUGAUCGCAAGAAUAGGAUUCUUUUUUUUUAAUAUGCAACCUUGUUAAAUGUAGCGCAGGUUGUUCUUACCGGUCAUUUUAAAACACUUUGGCUUUUCAACCGCAGUUGUGUUAAGGCACAUGCACUCACUGUGUAAAUAAUGAGGCACCGCAGCAGCUUGACAAGGAAAAAAGAGGCAUGACAAAGCACAAG
Molecule: messenger RNA, 3344 nt
Organism: Hippocampus zosterae (dwarf seahorse)
Lineage: Eukaryota; Metazoa; Chordata; Actinopteri; Syngnathiformes; Syngnathidae
Gene: stk32a
Product: serine/threonine kinase 32A
Exons: 12
Coding region: 1625-2818 (397 amino acids)
Biological process (GO): G protein-coupled receptor signaling pathway; regulation of signal transduction; protein phosphorylation
Molecular function (GO): ATP binding; G protein-coupled receptor kinase activity; G protein-coupled receptor binding
Source: RefSeq, a predicted model, not a curated record